Diabrotica balteata is the source of this 291-nucleotide messenger RNA. The record is from the annotation of a GenBank genome assembly. Lineage: Eukaryota; Metazoa; Arthropoda; Insecta; Coleoptera; Chrysomelidae.
AUGGCCAGAGUAUUUUCUGUAUUAAGGGAAGAGAGCGAGUCUGUAUUACAGUUGAAAGGGCUUACGCCAACUGGAGCAUUGCCGUUAGGAGCAUUAUCUGGAGGAAAAACGAGUCUCAAGAAUGCACUGCAAGGAUUCUCACCGAAUCACAAGAUUACCAGUUUCGCAGAGGCUAAGGGUCUCGACGCAAUCAAUGAACGUAUGCCUCCCAGGAAAGAUGCGCCUCCUUCGCCAUCAGCUGAAGAAAAUCCACAGGACCACAAUCACACUCAAACAAAUGCACACUCGUGA